UCUAAGCUCAUGGAUGUUACAUAACAUCCAUGAGCAAAAAGGAACAUUGCUACCGAAAACAAUAAGUGCAACACUGGACCAUUGAUGUCAUUGCAAACGACAUUACGAGAUGUUAGUUCUCAGACCUUUCAGUUUGUAUGUGUUUUAUCGGGGCGCUUAGGCAAUGUUCUUGCAGAUAAACAAAUAUUUCCGCUGAAAACACCGAGUCUGCCUUUAUUUAUUACAGACAAAAUAGAUAUCAUGUCACAAUAUUGAUUGGGCCACUUGAAAGGACUCAGAAAGAGAUUAUUGAAGUGACACGAAUGUAAGAAAGUUCCAAGAAAACCGGACAUGGCUGUCAACAGUCAACAAUUAUGGUGGAUUUAUAACAAAAAUGUCUAUCUCAAAUAUAGGUAAUCAAUUGACUAGAUUAAAAAUGAGUGUUAAGCGAAUUUCUUUGAAAGAAAUUGUUACAGAUAGCGUGACCUCUUGCACUUGAAGGAGUUACAGAGAGAAAUAGCACAACAUGACGGGUGAUUCGCUUCGCGUACAAGUAUUUUCUCGACAUAUUUAGGUUUCUGGGAAAACGUAGUUGAUGUUUAUGAAAGGAUUGAACACAAAAGUAUUUAUCCCUCCAAAUCCCAGUGAGUUUUACAACAUUAAGAAACUUCAUUUUACAGAAUCUCGAUUUUCUUAAAUCGGCAAUCACGCUUUCCAGUCGCACUGUCAGGCGGACUGAUUUCUACGGAUAAAAUAACUGAAAAGUAUUAAUAGUAUGCAAACAUGACCUGGGUACUCGAAAAUAGAGUCACGACAACAUUUCUGAGAAAAGCCGGAACAUUUAAAUGUCCCAAUCGAAAACGAUUUUCAAUAUUUGCAUUCAUAUAAUAAUAAAGAAAUUAGUCAAAAGGAAGGAAAACUUUGCCUUUGACAAACUCUGGAAGAAGGCUUGGUAUUAAGAAAGGAGCUGUCGCAAAUCAUGAUUAAAGUCGGCUGAAAGAAACCCUCAGGACUCGACGCUUGUCAAACGAGGCACGGUGACAGGCGAUUCUAGGAAAUUAUAACACCAGCGGCGCAUGAUCUAUUAUUCUGAUAUCAACACGAAACGAAAGCUUAAUUUCCAUAAAAAAUAUUCGCUGCUUGUCGAUGCUCCGACAACCCCAGAGCGAAAAUGGAUCGUGUCCGUAAUGCGUUUGGCUUUGGACCACGAUUUAAAGCCGUCUACAUGUUUAAAGAUGACCUUGACAUGAUGGAACGCUUGGUUCUUCUUCACCCAGUCAAAGAGACUGGUGGAAAUCUGUUUGGGCUGUGGACUGACGACCAAGAACCUGUAGUACACAUUGUGCUUGGGCCAGCCAUUGGCUGCAAACGGACAGAAGUUUCCUUCUAUCAGAGCAUUCCAUAUCUAGAGCGUGUUGGUGGAAUCGUGACACAGGAAUACCAGCUUUGCCAUAUUGGAGAGUGGCAUUCACACCAUCGAUUGAGUCUAUCGGAGCCAAGUUCGGGUGAUUCAUCGACAGUGAUUCACAAUUUUCCCAGAGGAACAUGUGCGUUUCUUCUCAUCAUUGCCAAUAUACUUCCAAAUGGCAACGUUACCCUGUUACCAUACUUUUACAGGGAAGGGCGGACUAGUUACGAAAAAGGAGAGAUCAAGCCACUUCAUGGCCAGAGUCCAUUCCGCAACGUCGAGAAAAUUUGGAGGAACAUUCAUCAAGAUCAAGAUAUGAGUUCAACAGCCAACGAACAGCGGCCGAGAGAGGCUCAUAGAAGAAAUAGAGACGAAGGUGGUGGGCCUGCCGUUUACAUGUUUGAAGAAGAUAGGAAGAUGAUUGAAGGGUUGCUUUGCGAACGCAGCAGUGGGAAAAUCAACGGCGAGGGAGAAUUGCUCGGUUUGUGGACAACGCAAAGACAGCCGGUGCUGCACAUCGUCCUCAAGCCAACAGAGAAGACCAAAGAGAAGGGAGGAGAGGGCUUGUCUAAGGAGUACCUUCCCUUGCAGAAUAUUGGAAGGUAUGUUCUGUAUGAUCAUCUCCUGGAAAAUGCUAACGAGUCUACUCCGGGACAGGCUCCUAGUAUCUCCGACGAUUUUCCAUAUGGCGGCGUUUUGAUAGCAGUUUACCCCAAGGCGAACGAUGAAGUUGGUCUGACAGCCUAUAUCUACCACGGAGGUGAAGAUACUGGCCGCCAGCCAUGCCAUGUAAGUUUCCUCCACGGACCAAAGACAUUCCAUGAAAAGCAAAAGACAGACAACAAGGUCGAAGAAAGUAAAACGGCAGAAGGAAGUGAUCUGAUCGAGUUCAACUCCUCCCCCCCAAGACACCACAGUCCGAACUUCACUCAACACAUAACCUGAUGGAUCACGCCUCAGUCAUCCUAAUCUGAAUACAAUACAAUGCAAUACAAUACAAGUUUUAUUGUCCACUCCCCAUGGGGGCUUUUCAGAGACAAUGAUAAAAUACUGAAAAAUUAUUAACAAAAUUACCUACAUAUAAGAUUUAUGACAUUAAGAACUGAUUUAAAAGGACAGCGCUUUCAUUUUACGUUUAAAAAUAGUAAGAGAGCCACUUAGUUGGACUAGUAAGAUAUAUGCAAGGUUGCGACAAUUUAAUUCAUAUUUUUCUUUCCCAGUUUUUGUGUUCUAUUUGCCCUCAAGGAAGCCAAAAUGUUGACGAAACUAGAGAACAUCUACUUUUGUGGCAGCAGUCACAAAGUCGGUCAAU
This is a messenger RNA of Orbicella faveolata, 2699 nucleotides long. RefSeq lists its product as uncharacterized. NCBI's taxonomy places the organism in Eukaryota, Metazoa, Cnidaria, Anthozoa, Scleractinia, Merulinidae. The record is from RefSeq and is a predicted model, not a curated record.